Messenger RNA from Aureobasidium musti, 5832 nucleotides. The record is from the annotation of a GenBank genome assembly. Lineage: Eukaryota; Fungi; Ascomycota; Dothideomycetes; Dothideales; Saccotheciaceae.
AUGUCGGCCAACCUGAAUAGUGCAGAGACACAAUGGCUUGCUCAGCUCACUGCUAUGAGAGCCGCUAUUGCUGAGCUCAAAUUGCCCGCCGGCUCAGAAAACGCACCUGCUUACGGCCAGGAUGUUUGGACAGAUGGAGAGGACUCUUCGGAACCCACGAGCGGCGACGAUGACCUAUGGGAUCUUGUUGAUGACGACGAAGAAGAAGAGGACCAAGCCUUUCUCAGCGACUCCUCGUAUCCUGUGCAUGAGGCGACACCAAGUCCUGCAUACGGUGCAGCGUGGCUAUGCGAGAGACUCUCGUAUGUCUCAUCCAGCAUGAGCGUGGAUGAAUUGCAGGAUCACAUCGUUGCUAUACUCGGCUCGGAUAGUAGUGGCUUCGACGAACUCGACCUGGUAGCCGACUUCAUUGCUCAUCGANAAGAGAUUACUACAUCUGUCCAAGCUCCUGUGAAAAGUCAGCCCAACGGAAGAAUCCUCUCGCGCCGUGAAAGAGAGGCCGCUCUAGAACAGCAAGACUUCCAACACAAGACAGCCUCUCUUGCUGCCGCUCAAGACCGAUCCGCCACUCAAUACCCCCAUGUCUACCGAGCACACGAUGCAGGAAAUAUGCUUUCCUCUCACGGCCGAAAGUACAUGCUACCACUGGGAAGUGAGCGAACUGAACAUGAAAAGUAUGAAGAGUAUUCUAUCCCUCCUGCAAAGGUUGGUACUCUGGGUCUUGGUCAAUCGCUUGUCAUGAUCAAAGACAUGGACGCACUUUGCCAGGGCACUUUCAAGGGCUACAAGUCCCUAAACCGCAUGCAAAGUCUUGUCUACCCAGUCGCAUACAAGACAAGCGAGAACAUGCUGAUUUGUGCACCUACUGGUGCUGGUAAGACUGAUGCUGCCAUGUUGACUAUCCUCAAUACCAUCGCCAAAAACGUGACACCAAGUCCACACGAUAAUCCAGGUGCUACUGAUCUUGCAGUCGCUUUGAACGAUUUCAAGAUUGUCUAUGUCGCUCCCAUGAAGGCCUUGGCUGCCGAAAUCACAGAAAAGCUGGGCAAGAGACUUGCAUGGCUCGGCGUACAAUGUCGUGAGCUUACUGGAGAUAUGCACCUUACCAAAGCCGAAAUCGUUGCCACUCAGAUCAUUGUAACAACGCCGGAGAAAUGGGAUGUCGUUACGAGAAAGAGCACUGGAGAUACAGAACUUGUUCAAAAGGUCCGUCUCCUGAUCAUCGAUGAAGUCCAUAUGCUUCAUGACGAGCGAGGCGCUGUGCUUGAAUCGCUUGUCGCCAGAACGGAAAGACAAGUCGAGAGCACACAAUCUCUGAUUCGCAUUGUUGGUCUCUCUGCCACACUUCCCAAUUAUGUCGAUGUUGCCGACUUCCUCAAGGUCAAUCGAAUGGCUGGAUUGUUCUACUUCGACGGCUCCUUCAGACCGGUGCCUCUCGAACAGCACUUCCUUGGUGUCAAAGGCAAAGCCGGUAGCAAGACUUCACGAGAAAAUCUGGAGAUAGUUGCUUUCGAGAAGGUACGCGACAUGUUGGAGAGAGGACAUCAAGUCAUGGUUUUCGUGCAUUCUCGUAAAGACACUUGGAAGACUGCCAAAACCAUGUACGAAAUGGCUACGGACGAAGGAUGUACAGAUCUUUUCGACCCUUCCUUCCAUGAGAACUACCAACAGGCCUUGCGCGACCUGAAAACUUCCAAGGGCCGUGAGCUUAGAGAGCUUGUGCCUAAGGGCUUCGGUACCCACCAUGCUGGUAUGCCCCGUUCGGACAGAAAUCUGAUGGAACGUCUGUUCGCCGAUGGUGUGCUCAAGGUGUUGUGCUGUACCGCCACUCUAGCCUGGGGUGUCAACUUGCCAGCUGCAGCGGUCGUCAUCAAAGGUACCCAACUCUAUAGCGCAGAGGCAGGUAAGUUUGUCGAUCUCGGAAUUCUUGACGUUCUCCAAAUUUUCGGACGUGCCGGUCGUCCACAGUUCCAGGACACUGGUAUCGGCUUCAUCUGUACCACUCAGGACAAGGUCCAACACUAUCUCACUGCGGUCACUCAACAACAACCAAUCGAAUCAAACUUCUCCAAGAAGAUGGUUGACAACCUCAAUGCUGAGAUCUCGCUCGGCACAGUCACCUCAGUGUCAGAGGCAGUCCAAUGGCUUGGAUAUUCGUACUUGUUCGUCCGCAUGCAAAGGAACCCCAUGGCAUAUGGUAUCGACUGGGCUGAAAUUAGAGAUGAUCCUCAGCUUGUGCAGAGGCGUCGCGAGUUGAUCAUCAAGGCUGCCAGAGUUUUGCAACAAAGUCAGAUGAUCAUAUUCAACGAGACAACCGAGGAACUCCGCGCGAAGGAUGUAGGCCGCAUUGCAAGUCAAUACUAUGUUUUGCAGACAAGUGUUGAGAUCUUCAACACCAUGAUGCGACCUCAAGCUACCGAGGCAGAUGUUUUGAAGAUGAUCAGUAUGAGUGGCGAGUUCGACAAUAUCCAGUCCAAGGAACCAGAAGAGAAAGAGUUGUUGCGUCUGCAAGAUGAAGCUGCUCCAUGCGACAUCGAGGGCGGAAUUGGCUCCCAAUCUGGCAAGACCAAUGUGCUUCUGCAAUCUUACAUUUCCAGAGCCCGUCUUGAAGACUUCACUCUGGUAUCGGAUUCAUCCUAUGUUGCCCAAAACGCUGCUCGUAUCUGUAGAGCCUUGUUCAUGAUCGCAUUGAACAGACGCUGGGGAUACCAAUGUCUUGUUCUUCUCUCGAUGUGCAAGUCCAUUGAAAAACGAGUAUGGGCAUACCAACACCCCUUCCAACAGUUCGACCUUCCCCAGGCAGUCAUGCGAAAUCUUGAUGAGAAAGGCUCAAGUGCUUCGAUAGAGUCUCUCAGAGAUAUGGAGCCAGCAGAGAUUGGAGCGCUUGUCCAUAACAACAAGAUGGGUUACACAAUCACCAAACUGCUCGACAACUUCCCUACACUCACAGUAGAAGCUGAGAUUGCACCCUUGAACAGAGAUGUGCUGCGCAUCCACCUUUACAUCACGCCUGACUUUAGAUGGAACGAGAAGCAUCACGGCAAGUCCGAAUCGUACUGGAUCUGGGUCGAAAACUCCGAAACCUCGGAGAUAUACCAUCAUGAGUACUUUAUCCUUUCUAGAAGAAAGCUUUACGAUGAACAUGAGUUGAGCUUCACAAUCCCACUCACUGAUCCACUCCCAUCGCAGAUCUAUGUCCGCGCUGUCUCUGACCGCUGGCUCGGAGCUGAGACGGUAACUCCAGUCUCGUUCCAGCAUCUCAUUCGACCCGACACAGAGAGCGUGUACACUGAUCUUCUCAACUUGCAGCCAUUGCCGAUCGCUGCGCUCAAGAAUCCUCUGCUGGAGGAGAUCUACAGCCAACGAUUCCAGUUCUUCAAUCCGAUGCAAACACAACUGUUCCACUGCAUGUACCAUACAUCUGCCAAUGUGUUGCUCGGAUCUCCCACUGGUAGUGGCAAAACAGUCGCGUGUGAACUUGCAAUGUGGUGGGCCUUCCGUGAGAAACCAGGCUCCAAGGUUGUUUACAUUGCGCCCAUGAAAGCCCUGGUCCGCGAAAGAGUUCAGGACUGGGGUAAGCGUCUGACGAAGCAGAUGGGAUUGAAGCUUGUUGAGUUGACUGGUGACAACACUCCGGAUACCCGAACAAUCCGCGACGCUGACAUUAUCAUCACAACUCCUGAAAAGUGGGAUGGUAUCAGUCGUAGCUGGCAAACCAGAGACUACGUCCGUCAAGUCAGUCUGGUGAUCAUCGAUGAGAUCCAUCUGCUCGGUGGUGACAGAGGACCCAUUCUGGAAAUCAUCGUCUCCAGAAUGAACUACAUUGCUUCGCAGAAGAAGGGGUCUGUUCGAAUCGUUGUACGUCCUGUGCCCCUGGAGAUCUACAUUGAUGGCUUCCCUGAGCAANAGGGGUUCUGCCCACUUAUGCAAUCGAUGAACCGACCAACAUUCCUGGCGAUCAAGUCUCAUUCACCAGACAAACCAGUCAUUGUCUUCGUUGCUUCUCGCCGCCAGACAAGACUGACAGCUCGCGACCUCAUCAAUUUCUGUGGUAUGGAGGAGAAUCCUCGCCGCUUCGUACGUAUGUCAGAGGAUGAUCUCGCCCUGAAUCUUGCUCGCGUGAAGGAUGAAGCUCUGCGUGAAUCUUUGAGUUUCGGUAUCGGUCUGCACCAUGCAGGUCUCGUCGAGUCGGAUAGACAGUUGGCCGAAGAGUUGUUUGCAAACAACAAAAUCCAGGUACUCGUUGCCACCAGUACUCUAGCUUGGGGUGUCAAUUUGCCUGCUCACCUCGUUGUCGUCAAAGGCACGCAGUUCUUUGAUGCGAAGACGGAAGCAUACAAGGAUAUGGAUCUCACAGAUGUUCUGCAAAUGCUCGGUCGUGCUGGAAGACCUCAGUUCGACACUUCAGGUAUUGCCCGCAUUUUCACACAAGAUGCUAAGAAGGCAUUCUACAAGCACUUCUUGCACACUGGUUUCCNNCCAGUCGAAUCGUCACUUCACAAUGUCUUGGACAACCAUUUGGGCGCUGAAGUAUCCGCGGAGACGGUCGCCACCAAGCAGGACGCUCUUGACUAUCUCACAUGGACGUUCUUCUUCAGAAGACUUCACAAGAAUCCUUCAUACUACGGUCUCGAGAUCUCAUCAGAGGAGCACAAUACGAUGACCGCCCAGCAACUUGCUAACGAGUACAUGGUUGAGAUGGUUGAUAAGUCAUUAUCAGAACUUGCCGAAUCUGGUUGUGUGACUAUGCACAGUAACGGUGACGUCGAUCCAACUCCUCUGGGCAAGAUCAUGAGUUACUACUAUCUCGCUCACAAGACUAUUCGCCACUUGAUUAAGCACGCCAAACCGAAUGCUACUUUUGCAGAAGCUCUGGCAUGGAUGUGUAGUGCGACAGAGUACGACGAGCUGCCUGUACGUCACAAUGAGGAUCUGAUUAAUGCCGAACUGUCGGCAGCUUUGCCAUUGAAGGCUGAGGAUGCUAUGUCUGGUUUGCCCAUGUGGGAUCCUCAUGUCAAGGCAUUCCUUCUCCUACAGGCUCAUUUCUCUCGCAUCGACCUGCCGAUCUCGGAUUACGUUGGUGAUCAGACUUCCGUCCUUGACCAGGCAAUUCGUAUUUUGCAAGCAUCAAUUGAUGUUCUCACAGAGCUUGGGUUCAAUUCAAGCUGCGGCAUGAUGAUAACCCUGCUGCAAUGUGUCAAGUCUGCUCGUUGGCCUGAAGAUGGUCCCUUGGCCAUGCUUCCUGGUGUCGAGCCACCAAGAGAGCGUCAACGUCNNUUUCGUCCUCGAAGAAUCCAAAGCCUAAGGAUCUGGUCGAAGCAACGACGACUCCCUCGCAAGGAGAUGGAGACGGUGUUGCACAAGCAGCUCUCGCUCGCAUCUCCUCAACAGCCACGCGCUUUCAAAGCCCUGUCCGCUUUGCCUCAAUUGCGUGUCAAUGUCUCCGACGUCACAGCACUCGGCUUGAAUGUUACGGUCGCUCGUCUCAACCCCGCGCUCAACCGUGAGUUCCACAUGUACGCACCGCGCUUCCCCAAGCCUCAGUCCGAGGGCUUCUUCCUUGUCGUUGCCGACACCAAGACCGACGAAGUACUUGCUCUCAAACGUAUCUCGUGGCAUGUAGCUACUCAAGGCAAACAGGCUUCACAGUCAAAUCCCAAGCCAACUUCUAGAAGUAAGAUUAGGUUGCCUCCUUCAGCCGGCGAGAGGAUGGUUUCGGUCAAGGUGGUUAGUGAUGGAUAUAUUGGUAUGGAAUGGCAUGUCGAGGNNGAUGUGGAAAUUCCUGCUCCGCCAAUGGUUGUUGACGAUGGGCUCAAGAAGAAGCAAGGUUGA